UCCCUCCCCCGGUUCUCCCCACUGUAUCCCCCAUUUCAGUACCGCGAGAGUUCGGGCUCCGGGGGCGGAGUGAGCUCAGCGCAUGACCGACAGCGAGCGGCGGGGCCCGGCAGCAGUCAUGGCCGACUCUGUCACCACUCAACCCAGAAGGCAGUUUCCCAGGAUCAGUAAAUCCAGAGCUUCCACUCAGCUGCAGUUCCUUGCCUCAGACUCAGGGAGCUAUUACAACAGGAGAACAGUGCAGAAGAGGUAUGCCAGACCCGAAAACCGUGAGCUGCGAGGAAUACCGCCCUCCCUGAUCAGCGAGUGGAAAGAAAUGUUUAAGACAUUGUCGCGGGUGAGAUGUCCAAGCUCAGGCUGCUGGGUGGAGUUUCCCAGUGUGUACGGACUGAAACAACAUUAUCAGCGAUGCCAAGGGGCUCCCCUCUUAUCCCGGAUGGUGCUCUCCUGCCCGCACUGUGAAGCUGUCUUUGCCUCAAGGCCACAGUUGCAAAAACACCUAAUGUGGAACCAUUCAGAGAAGGAGGAGAGUGGUGAAAACAGGAUAAGCCCACAUGUGGUCUCUAAUGGGGCAAAAGAGAAGUACAAGGGGGUGAUGAAAAAAGGAACCACAGCAAACAAAGUUUCAAAGUCGGGUACAGUGCAGACCACAGGGGAGAGAGGAGGCCUCCCCCAUGUAAAGGCCAAUGGAAAAAAAGCGGAUAUAUAUCUGUCUAAUGAGGACCCAGAGAGAAUGAGGCACAGAAGGAAACAGAAGACUCCAAAGAAGUUCACAGGAGAGCAACCGUCUAUCACCACCACCUUUGGCUUAAAAGGUUUAGGGAAAACAGAGGACAAGUCCAGAGGGAGACAGGGGCGGAUUUUACAAGGGAGAGUUGAGGAACAAAAGAAGAAAGCUGAAAGUGUAAACCUAAGACUGGAGCACAUCAUGAAGCCCCCUUCAGGCAGUGUGGACGACAAGUGCCAACGUCUGAACAACAAGAAGGGUGAGGUGAUCUGCCCCAACUGCUUAUCUGUUACACGCAAAACCAUGGCAGGGUUAAGAAAACACAUGGAUGUAUGCGAACAGCUGCAAGAAGCACUGCGGUGUCAGCAAUGCAGGAAGCAGUUCAAGUCCAAAGCCGGUCUCAAUUAUCACACUAUGGCAGAACACAUCAAUAAGUCUUCCAGUCCUGACAGUAACCCACUGAAUGAUCCCAGAGGGCGGGAACGCCUGAGAAAAAUGUUGAAACAGAUGGGAAAAUUGCGCUGCCCUAAGCAGAAUUGCUCAGCCACCUUCUCCAGCUUGAUGGGUUAUCAGUACCAUACCCAACGUUGCGGCACUCAGCAGUGUGACCGAGAGAAGCUGCACUUUUCCUGCCCUCAGUGUAACAAGGCUUACCAGUCCAAGGCUGGGAGGGAUUACCAUGUGCGCUCGGAGCACUGUGCGGAUUCUGAACAACCAGGGCCAGAGUCAAACCAGACGGAGGUGGUAGAGGAUUUUGAACGGACCCCAAGUGGGAGGGUGAGGAGGCACUCAGCGCAAGUCGCAGUCUUCCAUUUGCAGGAAAUUGCAGAGGAUGAGCUGGCGAGAGAAGAAAGCCGAAGGAGAAAGAAGGAGGAUUUGGUACCUGACAGCAGGAGGUUGAACUACCUCCGCCCUGGCCUGCCGACCUUUAACCCCCAGCUCCUGGAUCGCUGGAAAGCGCUUGUGAAGGAGAACGGCUUCAUUUGUUGUCCCAAUAAUUGUUGUGAAGCAAUAUAUUCGAGCGUCUCUGGGUUGAAGGCUCAUCUAGCAAACUGUAAUAAGGGCAAUCACUCUGGGGGGAAAUAUCGAUGUCUCCUGUGCCAGAAGGAGUUCAGCUCCGAAAGCGGUGUAAAGUAUCACAUCCUAAAGACGCACUCACAGAACUGGUUCCGGGUGUCCAACGUUUCAUUGCCACCCAAAAGGAAAAGGAGUUCAGAAAUCUCACCGGAUAUGUUGGAGAUAAAAGCAAUAGACAAGAAUAAAAAGAAGAAACUCGAGGAGAAAGGCCCGAGUCCGCCUCCCACAAAAGAGACUCCAGUUGCACUAAUAGCCCAGCCUAAAAAAACAUCAAGUAAACUCGGGACGUGUACAGGACCCAAGGGGAAAGUGCGGAAGGGUGGCCCAUCCAGAAGAGGGAAAUAACACCCAUCUGGUGCCUCAGUCCGGUUCAAAAGCCCACUUCAGUAGCUAACAGUAAUCACACCAAUCAAUAUACACAUUCCUAUGUGUGCUCACCGCUACAGCGUAACACAGGACCAAGUAUACUCAAUAUCGUCUAGCUACUACUUGAAAGUCAGUAUAGAAAAUAGUGACGCUAUUAUUGAAUAUAAGUAUAUAAAUUUAUAUAGAAAGGAUAUUCGCAGUCUAAAAUUUAAGCUAUAUCGCCUCCAGAAAGGAAGCUACUGUAAGUGACAACUGUGCUCCUGGGGAGACACUGGUAACAUUGUGUUUAGAUGCAAAGUUUGCACUAAAGAAUAGCGACCAUACAGGACCUUGGAUACUAACUGCAAACUGUGCAGCCUGCAAUCUCGAUGCUCCUCCUUAUCUGCGCCAAUGUCUGAAAAGAAGCGUUACUGAGAAAUGUGACUUAAAAGGGUUUCUCAGUUUUACCAAUUAAAAUUAAUAAGGGGUUGUAAGGGACUAGAAACUGCACCACUCUUGUGAAUGGUUGUGUUUGGUAUUGCAGCGCAGCUCCAUUCAUUUUAAAGAAGUUAUCCCAUCUUGCAGUUUCCACGGCGAGAUGGGACUAAGCACCAGGAACAGGUGAGCAGGCUGGCGCUCCGCUGCUUAUGUAACUCUUAGGCUCCGUUCAGGCGUCCGUAGUGUUUUGCGGUACGCAGCUGCGGACAAGAAUAGGACAUGCUCUAUUUUUUUUGCAGAGCCACAAACCGGAAGUUCAGGGCUGUGGACUGGAAAUGCGGAUGCGGACAGCAAACUGUGUGCUGUCCGCAUCUUUUUCGUCCCAUUGAAAAUUCAUAGGUCUGCACCCGUUCCGCAUAAUUGCGGAACAGAUCCAGACCCAUUUUACGGACGUGUGAAUGGACCCUAACUGUGGUGAACAGGAGCUACGCAAACAGCUAUGCUGCUUCUGUAACUCUCGGAGCUACGACAACAGUGAGUGCUGGCUUGCUUGGCUGUUUCCGUACGCCUGGCCACCUGAGGCUGACGCUUAAUCCCAUCUCGCUCCUUUAAUGUGGCUUUGCAUCAAUACCAGUCACAGUCAUGGACAACUGUGGCACUGUUUCUGGAAAACCUGCAAAUCCUUUCAUACAACCCAUUUAACCGUUGUAUUACAAAGUUGCAACUUGCAAUUUUCUUAUGUUUAAUUCAACACUAUUUUCAGACUUUUUGCUUGCUGUCAGUGAAAGGAUACAUUCAGAAUGUAAAAAUCUUCACGAUGGUAUGUGACUCGCACAGUAGCAGAUAUUUUGUAAGCGAGCACCGUAAUAAUGUUUCACUGUUUCACUCCUUCCCUAUUUUUUAAGAGAUCUGCUUGUUUUGAAUCCAGAGGGUGGAAAAUGAAUGCUAAAAUGUGUUCCACAUUUCAAAAGUCUGAAAAGGACCUUACAAGAGGCAAGGAAGUAUGAAAAGCUGUGCACAUGUGUCGGUUAGGCAUGAUUGGGGCAAGUCUCCAGCCUCUAGAGGUUUCCCCAGGUCUCAUAGCAGGCGCUAGUGUCUCACUGCUGCCCCCUGCUGGUUCAGUGUCGGUAGAGAGCAAGUUCUGCCGUGAUGCUUUAAGGGUAGAGCUACACAGCGAUUUUGUCGCACACGCCCAUCUUGUGCCCAGGUAUUGCAGUGUAGAGGGCUGCCAUAGGAGUGAAUGAAAUCUCAGUGAAACUCACAUGUUUACUGCGACACUUGUAUCGCAAAAAAACAAUGUUGUUUUUUUCUUUUUCUUUUUUUUUGCAAUUCACGUGUCGCGGUUGCAGCAAAUUUGCGAGAUGCACUGCAACACCAUUCAUUCCUAUGGCAGCCCUCUACAGUGCGAUACUUGGGCGUUACACAUGCCGCUCUCAAAAUCGCUGUGUAGCCGUACCCGAAUUGAUGUGCAAGUCAACAUGGUGCUGAUAGAGAACAAGUGGAUUCCAGCAGAAUUGUGAGUGCAGUUUUGGAUGUGAUCAGAUUAUAUGACUCGGGCAAGAUGAGUAUUUGCUAAAGAUUAUUAGAGCCGUCCAGUAACGGAGCUUCACUUUAACACUAAGCACCUACAGUACCCAGACACUUGUUGUUUCUCUAUAAUAUAUUCCACUCUUAAGUUUCCCUUGGUUGACCUUAAAGCCCAUCCAUAAUCAUCCCCCCUGCUCACGCUUUUAUUUGUAUCCAUAUAAGACCAGAUAUUCAGCCGCAGCUUUGUAGGUGUGUAGGGCAGGUACUGAUUUGCGCACUGGAGUGCAGCUCUGAGUGUGCCAGUUCCCUGUAUUCCUCUCAUUUCUCCAAUGUACAUUAUUAAGCAUCCGGCUUCAUGUUACAAUAAAAGGACAAGAUUCUGG
This is a messenger RNA of Bufo gargarizans (Asiatic toad), 4497 nucleotides long. It is a transcript of the gene ZNF512B, whose product is annotated as zinc finger protein 512B. The record is from RefSeq and is a predicted model, not a curated record. Gene Ontology annotation, molecular function: zinc ion binding. NCBI's taxonomy places the organism in Eukaryota, Metazoa, Chordata, Amphibia, Anura, Bufonidae. Bases 83 to 2149 code for a protein of 688 amino acids. The transcript has 18 exons.